Messenger RNA from Phaeoacremonium minimum UCRPA7, 381 nucleotides. RefSeq names its product putative 2og-fe oxygenase protein. The transcript has 2 exons. Lineage: Eukaryota; Fungi; Ascomycota; Sordariomycetes; Togniniales; Togniniaceae. Gene Ontology annotation, molecular function: dioxygenase activity. The coding region runs from base 1 to 381 and encodes 126 amino acids. The record is from RefSeq and is a predicted model, not a curated record.
AUGCAAGACAACUCGGAGCAGGCAGGAGCUAUAACCCUCCUCCUGCAAGAUGAUUCUGGUGGGCUUGAAGUGCUCAAUCAUAAUACUGGAGAAUGGAUUCCGGUAGACCCCAAUCCAGAUGCGUAUGUUGUCAACAUCGGCGAUAUGCUGUCAAUGUGGACCAAGAAUAUCUACAAGAGUAACGUCCACCGUGUUAUCAAUAAGAGCACCAAGGACCGGUACUCCAUGCCUUUUUUCUUCGAUGGCAAUGCUGAUGUCAAGCUGACGCCAUUCGAUGGCAGUGAACCGGUUGGUGGCAAGGUAUUGACUGUGGAAGAGCACAUGCUGGAGCGAUUUGGCACGACAUAUGGCAGGGCAGAGCAGGUGGAGGCAACUGCUUGA